UCGUAGACCCUGUGGUAGAUGGGGACGCUGAUGUGGCGUUUUCUUGAAAGCGUAGGAAAAUAAAAAGUGAAAAUAAUUCUCCUCAGCAGGCAACGCGUGUGUGUCCCAGUAGCGAGCAAGGACGGAACCACCUUAGUUGUUGUGUGGACGUGGGUUGGGGUGUGUGUGUCCGCUCCCAUCACCACCUACCUUACUAAAUUUACAUUAUAGCUGUACGAAAGAGAAAUUUUAGGAUAAGCGACAAGUGUUGCCAUGAUAAACCGUCUCUUGUGUUCAAGUUAUAUUCCUCGUGUCAAGACAUCCGUUGUAGAGAGCCUUACAAUUUACAGAGGACACGUGUUGACGAAAAAAAAAUAGUGACGAUGUGUCUGUGUUAUUCCUGACAAGAAAAUCUGAGAGCCGGUGUUGUACUGCGAAAAGAACUCUACUGAUAGCACUGCAUAUGGCACUCUCCUCCGCAGCUUCAUCCUCAGCAACUACCUGGACAGUGAGAAAACUUACCUCGGUGCACAUUGAAACUCCAGCACCAACGCUCCCCCAUUGCCCACACCUGCACUUCCUUCAUCAUGAAGAGCUCCCACUCAUGCCUUCACUGAAAAACAAGACAUGGCGUGAAUGAGGGAGGUGGGAGAGGUGAGGAGUGAGGGGCGAGGGAGGCGUGGUGAGGGAGAGACGGUGGGGGGCUCGGGGAGGGGGCGCUGGGCAUCACUUCGCAGCCCUGGGAUUCUUGCGGCUCCAGAGGCUGGUCGUGGCGUGUCAGCGAGCGGCUGGACACUGGUGGUGACCCCGGCUGAUGAGAGGUUCCGUGUGAUGGUGAGGCAGUGGUAGCGAGUGUAAUGGUGAGUCAGUGGUGUGACAGAAGGUGAACUAGCGCUGCCUCUCGUGUGACGGCGAGGCUGUAAGAGCGGCAUGUCGUGUUCGUGGUACCGGGCACCGGAACCAAGCCAGGAGCCAUGGUCGCCGCCGCGGUGACUAGCGCAUCCCGGACAUGAACUGAACUGCGUGUCGUCAGAGGACGCGUGGGUGUGAGGGCUCCCAGGCACGGGCCCCAGGGACACCCCCCGGCCGCCCCCAGGGGCCCCGGACCUGCUCGCCCACGCCGGCUGGGCGGCCCAGGGGCGGGGGGCGGCCAUGAAUGGGCGGGUGUUGCAUCAGGAGGAAGUGGUCCGCGUCCACUUGGCGACAACCACGACCACGACGGCCGCCUGCAGCACUUCUAACAACGGUCCGCCGCCGCCGCGCCGCGUCCUUUUGCUGGACCAGCGCGGCGGCCGCAUUGCUGGACCGCUCAGGGCUGAAGCAGGCGGAGAGUUUACCUUCGAGCUCAUCGAAAACUACCCAAGUCUUGGGCUGUCGGCGGUGCAUGACGGGUCUGGGACCAUCAUCAACUGGCGCGGGAUGCGAGGCACCAACAGAGUGCAGCGCUCAAGUCGCAGAGAAAAGGACCUUCUUGACUCUGAUUCAAACAGGUCGUACCGCACAAGGCCUUCCGUCCUCGACCCCUACUUGCCUACCUUUCAGCACCUGCUCUGUGAUCUUGACCUCGUUGCCUCGUCGCUUCACCUCAAGAACUACCCUGUGUGUGAGAAUGAUCUCUACGAUGUGAAUAUGUCGGUGCCACCACCAAAUGGAGGAACCGAAGAAGAUCGUGAUCGUACCGAGACCCGCGGUCCUCUGCCACCCGGCCCGCAGAUUACAGAUCACCAGGCCCGGGCUGCACUUCUGGCCCAUGUGGCUGACCGCUGCUGCUGGGGGUCCGGUGCUGCCAAGAAGAUGGCCAUUGCUAAAAUAAACUACGAUUCCGCUUUCCACUAUGAGCUACAGACUUUUACAGAGAAACGGGAGACGUCUUGGGCUUUUACCCCUUACGGUGGCGGCGAUGUAGAUGGUCCGUCCAACGGAGCAGCACCGUUGCCCUGGGACGUGGAGGCUCAACCCGCUCACCUGUUCCACGACGAGGUGAAGGUGGUGCAAGUGCCACACACCGCCUCCGUUAAGGAGUGCCACCGCUGCAAGGGCACGGGCUCUCUCCAGUGCUCUGAGUGCCACGGCAAGGGAUGGACAAGGUGUCUGUCGUGCCACGGAGAUGGUUGGUACACGGAUUCCUCGGGAUACAAGGACCGUUGCUUCUACUGCCAGUCGUCGACGCACGGACACGGACGUCAGGACUGCCUCAAGUGCAACGCCAAGGGUCGUGUGGCCUGCCCUCCCUGUGACAGCUACGGACAGAUCCGCUGCUUCAUCCGCCUCACCAUAACAUGGAAAGUGAACACCUCGGAGCACAUCGUAAGGAAGGGCGGCCUGCCAGAGGCGCUGGUGAAGGAAGUGUCAGGGCAAGUGGCCUUUGAAGAGGAAGGAACUCGCAUCUUCCCACUCACGCAGUUCCCAGACAACACCAUUAAUCUGGCGUCGUCCCAGCUCGUCAAUAAUCACAAGAAUGCUUUCCACGAUGAGCGAAUUUAUGCACAGAGACACCAGGUGCGCAUCGUCCCGGUAGCGGAAGUAGAGUACGGGUUUAAAGGCGGCCCUGGCAAGUUCUGGGUGUAUGGAUAUGAGAAUAAGGUCCACUGCCCUGACUACCCACACACCUGCUGCUGGGGGUGUUGCUGCGUCAUGUAGAAUGUACAGCAGCUACCCACACACCUGCUGCUACUUCUGCUGCUGCUUCUGCUGCCGCUGCUGCUGCUGCAGAGAAACGUAGUCCUUACAGCAGUUCUCUAGCUGCUCUUCCAGACUCCUAGUUCAUUCUCAGAGAUUAGCAAGAGUCAUUGGGUAUCUAUUACUAGAGAAAAUGCUCGUCUAAAUCUCAAAACUAAAGAUUCCUCCUCAGAAUCAAAAUUUGAGCUUCUAAUGGCCUAAAAAACUUUUGACUUUAAAAUGGUCAGACCCUCUGAAGAGAUAAAAGACUGCUUCUCAAAGGUCUAAAACUAGAAUGCACCGUCGAAAUUUAUUUUAUUGUGCAUUAGUUAAUCUGUAAACUGAUAUUGAAUUCACUCCAGAUUCACAUUAUCCUCAGGAAUAAAAUUCAGAUUCAGGAUAUAUAUACAUUCCUCAUUGUUCU
Messenger RNA from Cherax quadricarinatus, 3061 nucleotides. RefSeq names its product protein SSUH2 homolog. Lineage: Eukaryota; Metazoa; Arthropoda; Malacostraca; Decapoda; Parastacidae. The record is from RefSeq and is a predicted model, not a curated record.